UCACAGCCCAUCGUGUGCCUGCCUGCUUCACCCCACACCAGAGCCGCCGGUUUUGGUCUCUCUCCGGCGAGCGGCGACUCGUCCCUCGGUGACUUGGCGCGGCGGACGCAGGAGGAGAGAGAGGAUGAGGGCCGUUGUGCAGCGCGUCCUCUCGGCCAGCGUUGAGGUGGAGGGGCGAGUAGUGUCGGAGAUCGGCCCGGGAAUCCUCGUGCUCGUCGGCGUCCACGAGGCCGACACCGACUCCGACGCCGACUACAUGUGUCGGAAGGUCCUGAAUAUGAGGCUAUUUCCUAAUGAGAAGACUGGGAAAGCAUGGGAUCGAAGUGUUAUGCAGCGUAGCUUUGAAGUCUUAUUAGUCAGUCAGUUUACCUUAUGUGGAAUCCUGAAGGGUAACAAACCAGAUUUUCAUGUGGCUAUGCCACCUGCAAAAGCAAAACCAUUCUAUGUGUCUCUAGUUGAGAAGUUUCAGAGGUCAUACUCCAUUGAUGCAGUGAAAGAUGGCGUUUUUGGAGCAAUGAUGAAGGUUUCUUUGGUAAAUGAUGGCCCAGUGACAAUGCACGUCGACUCACCCUCACUGCAAGACGCUGCUCAGUCAAGCAAUGGUGAUGAUGGUUUGGUUAGAGAUGGUGAAGAAAGAUUACCUAAACAGACAUGUUAAAUCUCUAUGACUGGGUCUCCUGCCCACCUACGCAUGAUUGGACCCUCAUGCAGAAUUUUGUGUUUCGGGUCAAGGUUGGAGCUGAAAGAAGCCUCCUGAUACGCUAUCACUGUGAGCACUGUAACUUGUGCUUCCAAAAGACACGUUGAUUACAGAGGAAAUAUUGGAUCAUAAUUUUUCAUAUGAAAUGGACAGACUGAAAAUGCACAUGACCACAUGAGCUUGUCUCUGGUCAAUAAUGUAAUUUCUGGAAUCAUGUAGCUGAAGUAACAAUCCUUAUGCAUCAUGAUGAUCUGCGACUUAAAUCAAUAAUCAUGGAUGAAGAUCAUCUCUCAUCAAGA
Phragmites australis (common reed) is the source of this 999-nucleotide messenger RNA. RefSeq lists its product as uncharacterized. Gene Ontology annotation, molecular function: D-tyrosyl-tRNA(Tyr) deacylase activity. The transcript has 8 exons. Gene Ontology annotation, biological process: tRNA metabolic process. Gene Ontology annotation, cellular component: cytoplasm. The coding region runs from base 125 to 658 and encodes 177 amino acids. Lineage: Eukaryota; Viridiplantae; Streptophyta; Magnoliopsida; Poales; Poaceae. The record is from RefSeq and is a predicted model, not a curated record.